Molecule: messenger RNA, 5243 nt
Organism: Gasterosteus aculeatus aculeatus (three-spined stickleback)
Lineage: Eukaryota; Metazoa; Chordata; Actinopteri; Perciformes; Gasterosteidae
Gene: ptar1
Product: protein prenyltransferase alpha subunit repeat containing 1
Biological process (GO): protein prenylation
Cellular component (GO): cytoplasm
Molecular function (GO): protein prenyltransferase activity
Source: RefSeq, a predicted model, not a curated record
AACUUUUUGCUCCAUGUUACGUCAUUGGGUGGCUCAAAGAUGGCCGAGUCGGAGGAGGAGGUGGACGUCUUGGUCCAGAGAGUUGUCAAAGACAUCACCAACGCCUUCAAGAGAAACCCCAACAUUGACGAAAUCGGCGUGAUCCCGUGUCCGGAGGCCCGCUACAACCGCAGUCCCAUCGUGUUGGUGGAGAACAAGCUGGGCGUGGAGAGCUGGUGUGUCAAGUUCCUCCUGCCGUCCGUUCACAACAAGCUGCUGCUCUACCGCCAGCGCAAGCACUGGCUGGACAGGGAAGCGUUAGCGGAUAUCACCUGCACCCUGCUGCUGCUGAACCCGGACUUCACCACCGCAUGGAAUGUCAGGAAGGAGCUGCUGCAGUGCGGAGCGCUGAGCCCAGAGAAGGACCUCUACCUGGGCAAACUGGCCCUCACCAAAUUCCCCAAGAGCCCAGAGACGUGGAUACACCGACGCUGGGUGCUGCAGCAGAUCCUGCUUCAGUCCUCAGGCCGCAGCCAGAAGGAUCCGCAGAGCGAAGAGGAGCGAGCCGAUGGCGAGCAGAGCCGGCGGCUCAACGACCAGCUGGCCAGGACGCUCCAUCAGGAGAUGAAGGUGUGCUCCGACGCCGCCUGCCGCUACCCCAGCAACUACAACGCCUGGUCCCACCGCAUCUGGGUGCUGCAGCACAUGGCCACGGGCAACGUCAAGGUGUUCCACGAUGAGCUGUCCUCCACGCGCCUCUGGGUGUCCAUGCACGUGUCGGACCACAGCGGCUUCCACUACCGUCAGUACCUCCUCAAGGAGCUGAUCGCCGAGCUCUCUCAGGCUGCAGCUUCCACCACCACCACCACCACCUCCACCGGUGUACUCCAGCACAUGUGCAGCACAGUCGCCGGCAUCAGUCCCCCGCACCACGACCAAGCUAACGGGGAGGAGGCGGGUGAGGACGGCAGGCAGCUCAGCUCCACCGCGCUCCUUCAGCUCUUCCACCAGGAGGUGGAGCUGUGCACUGACCUCAUCCAGUCCUUCCCCGGCCACGAGACGCUUUGGAGCCACAGGCGGCACGUCUACUACCUGUGGCACGACUGGAGGAGGGAACACAAACAUCAGUGCCACCGUGGCAGCAACGGAGGCAGCGAGCCGGACCGUCUGGAGAACGGCGACGAGGGGCCGCUGAAGGCCUGCGCGCAAAGCCCUGCGGGCUUGGGGGAGGACGGUGUGAAUGGACCGAGACAUGCCGGCGAAGCUAUGGAGGUGGACGGGGCGUCCCUGCCGGACCCCCGCAACAGCAAGCGACUGAAGCGGGGCGCCCUGCCCCCUGGCGCUCCCGCCCUGCCCUCCGAGCACGGCUUCGUGAGCGGGAUCCUAGACAGCGACUGUGACCCCGAGCAGAGACGUUUCGCCCUGGCGUACAGGAAGUGGUUGGACACUGUCAUCGUUCAACAUCCUUGAGCGGUAGAGAGACAGGUAGUCCCCGUCUGUCUUUCUAACCUGUAAGUUGCCUUUAGACGCCGAUUUAGGAUGAGCUUACCUACCUGUAGCGCUUAUAACUCCUCAUGCUUCGGCUGCGGUGCUGACUUCAGAAAGCGGCCAGCGGGGCGCCGCGGGUCCUGUCCCCGUUCUCCUGACAGUGGGCAAAGAGGACGGGGUCCUGGAGAACAAAGACGUCGUUCGGCGACAAAAACAUCUGGAGCUUUACCUGAGCCAGUGCCCCCUUCAGAAUGGAAACAAACGGACCCUAAAGGCAAAAGGCUCCGAUUCGCUUCUCAUUGAGGAGGCUCAAUGCCUCAGGUCAACUCGCCACUGCAUUUUCUUGUCUUUGUAAUAUCUGUUCUAAUAUCUCAGCAGAGAAUCCAGAUACGGCUGCCAUAGGAGGAGGCGUGUUGACUUUGUGGAGGAGAAUUUAUGCCCAAAAAUACAGUUUCUAAAAACCCCAACAGAAGCGAUGACAUAAAAAUGUAAAGGGCAUUUCAGCUAGUGAAGGAAAAAUGGAUUCCAAAUUGUUAAUAUGAAAGUGAUCAGGUAUAGUUUCACAGUAAUGGGGCAAUUUGAAAUAAUCUACAUUCUAUUUUUUUUAGUCCCACAUUAUUUUCUUGUGUUUUAUUGGCCCUUUGGAGUUAAUAGCAAAUAUUAUAAAUAAGUAAACCUUGAUCAAUAUUUGGGGCCAUGAGCUGCACUCUCAAACUUGAGAUGUCAUCAAGUAUAAAGUCUGGACAAUGAAUGGGAGACUGAUUUGCUUUUUUUUUUUUUUUCAUUAAUUUAUUUACCCUAGUGACUGUAAUUCCAGCUGCUUCUCAACCACUUGGUGGAUUCUAUUAAAAAUAUAAUUCAUUUUGGCAAUAUAAAAUGUUAUUUUCAUAUCUAAAUGUGCUGAAGAAUUCCCAUUCAUAGAAAACGGCAAAAAUCAAAUGUAAUUACCAAGAGAGACCAACUCUGAAGACCAAAAACUCCAGUUUGUCGUGAUGAAUCUGUACUCAUACCGGCAGGCAAUGAAGGGUGAACGGAAUAUUUAAUAUUGUCAUUACAGCUGACAGACCUAUUUACAGCCCAGUUGUAACUUUCUUUUUUAAUCAUUUAUUUUGGAAUCUGGGCCUUUUGGAUUGUUAUGGAAGCGUUGAGUAACAUAAGGUUGAGAAGCCCUGUUUGUGGAACAGACCAUGUACCCGAAUACUAAAUAUUCCCGUCUUUCCCAACUCAUUGUCUUUAGCUUGAUAGUUCCAGGUUUUACCCUUGAUGACAUCACAUCAUUUGAUUCAUUCAUAUUUCUGUGACUUUCUUAAACGACAGGAAAAACAAGUAUGAAUGAGAAAUAAUGAAAACGGGCGUACUUCUUUUUAAAUCACUGGAUCUGACAAUAUAAUAUUCACACUCAACUGUUUUUAAAAAUGCUUUAACAUGUACUCCCUUAGUGCAGUGGCAGGUUUUUAAGCACCACUAUAGUUCUUUACAUUUCCAUUCUGAAGGCGGGGACCUCUUUGUCAGGGGUCUCUGCUCCUGGUUCAAGUCUUCACUGGUUAAUGCUGUCAGCAAGUCCCAACUAUGUAGCUAAGUUACAGUUGCUUGCAACAGAAAACCAAAAAGCUCGCCCUCAUUUAAGGAACAAGUUGCGUCCGGCGCGAAGAAAGUCUUGGCUGGCCCCGCGAGUCUUCACCUUCUGCCGACCCCAAGCACCAAAUCUACAAGCGGGGGAGCGGUUUCAGCGGCACUGACAUUCAACCUCGGACGACCGCGUCUCCCCAACAUUCGCUGGUGCUAUAUGCUGCCAUGUCACACAACUCAGCAGCACUUUGGACUAUUUCAUUUAUAGGCAAUGUUCUGUGGGGUACACUUCUUUUUGUUUUUUCAAUGUCUGUUACUUUGCACCGGGCUGGCUAACGGUCGACCCGGCGGCUGGCUAACGGUCGACCCGGCGGCUGGCUAACGGUCGACCCGGCGGCUGGCUAACGGUCGACCCGGCGGCUGGCUAACGGUCGACCCGGCGGCUGGCUAACGGUCGACGGUCUUUCCUUGUUUUUUGGAGAGUUUGGGAGAUAAUUUAUGGCACGCACUUAAAGGUGCAUCUGCACAGUCUCUUCAAAAGAGAACCGAAGUCCUUUCCCUUCCUAGUCCCCACCUUAUUUCCGAGAAGAAAUACUGACAGUGGUCAACAGUGGGGUUUUUUUUUUUAAUUGUGCCAUGUUCACUGGUGGUGUUUGACAAUUUUAAGGACAAUUUUUGCUUGUCAAGAAAGUUCCCAGUUUGUUGUGGUACGGUUUAGUUUUGUGUGAAACCUUACCGUCACCAAUUAAUUGAUAAUUAUUCUGUAUGGCCCAAAAUUACAAAUCUUUCCUCAGGGCGCUUUACAGUCUGUACGUGUUCAACAUCCGCUGUCCCAAAACCCUCACAUCAGGCACUCCCCGAAAACAUGAAAAACACUGAUUGGGUAGAAAUAAAGGGACAACCUUAGGAUGAACGGCAGAGGAGGAUCCCUCUCCCGGGAUGGACUGAUUGCAAUGGAUGUCAUUGGUACAGAAUGAACACUGUAAAAGAUACAUUCAAUUCCUUCGACAGAAAUGAAUAAUAUAUAUAUGAUCACACACACCAGUAGCUAACUAACUUAACUACGUUACGUGCUUAAAUGUGACCUGAUACGUUUUGUUGAGCAAGUCCCGCUGGUCUAAGUACACGUGCACGGUAGCUUCAGGAGACGUCACUCGAGCGACCAAUGGUUGUGUGGUGUCUCCAAUAACCGUUUUAGUUUUGGACAGGGUCCUUUUGAAUUGUUAAGGAAGUGUUAAGUAACAAAAGGUCAAACCACAUCAACAGUUUGUACGAUAAACUGUCUUGACGUUCAAGUCGUCCUUUUAAUUGUUUACGGUAUGUAAUUCAUGGCACAAUCCUAACACAGUGUGUUGUCUUUUUGAGAUUAAAUGGUGGGCCACCAAAAGAAGGCGGCUCUUUGCCUGUAAAGGAAAGCUUCAAAUAUAUCGUCUCAUCUCAGUUGAUGAGGGAAGAUGUUUUUUUUUUUUUUGAUGUUUUUUUCCUGAAUUCAAGAAAAAAAAUUGACCCGUUUUUGGCUUUUUCGGUGCGACACAAUAUUCACUGUGACACACACCACGUGGUCACAUCCGUCGUUCCCUCGAUGCAGUUUGGAGUGCCGUAACAUCCGUAUGUAGAGGUACGGUCGGAUCGCUCACACCGGCUCGGUCCUGAGGACGAAAUGGCACAUUUUGAGGGGAACCAAACCAAAUUGUUUUCGUGGCCACUGUGCACAGGUUGGCUAGCCAAAACAAGCCCGUCCCACUGUCUCCAUGUGCUUCCAUGUAACCCGUGCCACGCUGUACUUAGAGUUACAAAGUAAGACGCUGUAUCACCUCAAAAUCACUGUGUACAUGAGCAUAGAUAAUCUUGAAACUAGUAUUUUUGAGCCAUGUAGUCUUUAAGUUUGUUCAUUGACAACGGGUGCAUAUCCGAACUGUAUGGCGUAUUUUAUCAACCGUACAGACCUAGAACACAAACUUUGAAUACAAGACUAUCUAUGCAGAAAUAUAUUUUUUAAAGGUUUAACAAGCUUUUAAAAAAAGAAUGUUGCUAUUGUUUAUUUUUUUUCUAAUUUAUUCUUGAGUGUUUUCAGGGGAGGGUACGUCCUUCCUGAAUAAUCCCUAGCAUCUCACAUUUUCUAUUUAUUUAUAGAGGUAAAGUCUUAUCUUCACUUUCAAUGUUUUGUCAUCUGCCUACCAAGAGAAUAAAGCUCAUCUGGGAUAAAG